Messenger RNA from Brassica oleracea var. oleracea, 2016 nucleotides. RefSeq names its product nucleolin 1-like. The coding region runs from base 90 to 1841 and encodes 583 amino acids. Gene Ontology annotation, molecular function: RNA binding. The record is from RefSeq and is a predicted model, not a curated record. Lineage: Eukaryota; Viridiplantae; Streptophyta; Magnoliopsida; Brassicales; Brassicaceae. The transcript has 15 exons.
UGAAAAAUAUCUCGCGCAGCUUCUUAGGGUUUGUUUGCCUCUCUCCCCUCUCUUUAACCUAGCAGUCGCUUCUUCUUCUCAGAUUCGCCAUGGGUAAAAAAUCCGCCACCAAAGUUGAAGCAGCACCUGUUGCGAUUAAAGCGACCAAACCUCUGAAGAAAGGUAAGAGAGAGGCUGAGGAUGACGUGGAUGCCAAAGUGAACCUUAAGAAGCAGAAGAAGGAUGUGAUUGCUGCCGUCAAGAAAGAGAAAGCCGUGAAGAAGGUGCCUAAGAAGGUUGAGAGCUCCUCAGACUCUUCAGAUUCUUCUGAUUCCGAGGAAGAGGUUAAGGCUAAGAAGGUUCCUGCUAAAAAGGUUGAGAGCUCCUCAGACUCAUCAGAUUCUUCUGAUUCCGAGGAAGAGGUUAAGGCUAAGAAAGUUCCUGCUAAGAAGGCUCCAGCUAAGGCUGAUUCAAGCAGUGAGGAGUCCUCUGACGACUCUUCUUCAGAUGAUGAACCUGUGGUAGCCAAGAAGGCCACUAACGGAAAGGUUGCAAAGAAAACAAAAGAUGACUCAUCUUCUGAGGAGGAAUCUUCAGAUGAUGAAGAAGUUGCUGUUACCAAGAAACCUGCUGCAGCUGCUAAAAACGGCUCUGUGAAGGCCAAGGCAGAGAGCUCCUCUGAAGAGGAAGACUCUUCCGAUGAGGAAUCUUCUGAUGAAGAACCUGCUACAAAGAAACCUGUUGCUGCUAAGAAGCCAGCUGCUAAAGCUAAAGAUUCUUCAUCUUCUGACGAUGAUGAUUCAUCGGAAGAUGAGUCUGAGGAUGAGAAACCAGCUGCUAAAAAGGCAGCUCCUGCUACCAAGGCUGCAAGCAGUUCAGAAUCAUCUGAUGAAGAUUCUGAUGAGGAAAGUGAAGAUGAAAAGCCUGCACCUAAAAAGGCUGCCACCAAGGCAGCUAAAAAGGAUAGCAGUAGUGAUGAAUCUGACUCUGACGAAUCAGAGAGUGAAGAUGAGGAAGAAACCCCAAAGAAAAAGAACGCUGAUGUAGAAAUGGUGGAUGCUGAGGAGAAACAGCCUAAGACACCAGCAUCUCCUGCUACAGGAGGACCCAAGACGCUCUUUGCUGGUAAUCUCUCAUUCCAGAUCGAAAGAUCAGACGUUGAAAAUUUCUUUAAAGAAGCUGGCGAAGUUGUUGAUGUUAGAUUUGCUACCAACAAGGAUGAUGGCAGUUUCAGAGGAUUUGGCCAUGUUGAGUUUGCUACUUCUGAAGAUGCACAGAAGGCAUUGGAACUUCACGGUAGAGCCUUACUUGGUCGUGACAUUCGUCUUGAUUUGGCUGCGGAGAGGGGAGACAGACCCGCAUACAACACUCCCCAAAGCGGUGGUGGUAACUUCAGAAGCGGUGGUGGUGAAGGUCAAAAAAUAUUCGUCAAGGGAUUCGACUCGUCCCUUCCUGAGGAAGAUAUCAGGCAGGCAUUGACUCAACACUUUGCUUCAUGUGGAGAGAUCACAAGGGUCUCUCUUCCCAUGGACCGUGAAACUGGUGCUUCCAGAGGAAUUGCUUACAUUGACUUUAAGGAAGGCGCAGAGAAGGCGUAUGACCUUAAUGGUACUGAGUUGGGAGGAUGGAAUAUUGUUGUUGAUGAGGCUAAACCGAGGGACAGCAGUGGUGGUGGUGGCGGCGGUGGUCGUUUUAGUGGUGGCGGAGGUGGUCGUUUUGGUAGUGGUAGAGGAAGAGACAGUGGGCGUGGUAGAAAUGGCGGUGGUCGUUUUGGUAGAGGAAGAGACAAUGGUGGUGGCCGUGGAUUCAGCAGACCUAGUUUCACUUCCUCAGUCAACAAGAAGACUACCUUUGACGAUUAAAAGCUUAUGGGGAAAGAGUUUCCUGUGUGCUCAAGUCUUUUAGCCUUGUGAUGCUUACUCAUCUUAUUAUUAUUUCACAGCUUUUUUUUUCUUUGCUAGUCCAGUUGUGUCUGAAUCCUUAUAUUAUUGUCUGAAUUUAAAUUAAAACUCAAUGUUGAGUGCUUUUUGUGUUGAA